UUCCAAUAUUAUAACUUUUGCAUUCUGGGGCCUUGGGCUUCUAGAAUCAGAACCAGUCGAAAUCCUCUUUCUUUGUUGCAGAAGAUUUUGGUCUUAGUGGAUUGCAGUCGAACUUCUGUAGCUCUGUUUAAUUUCGACGCUCACAGAACCCGUCAAAGUUUCGAUUCACGAUCUCUCUAACCCUAACUUACAGACGUCAGCCUGCGUACUUUAUCUGCUUAUAUUGAGUUCCAGUCUGGUCCUCUGCAUGGAGAAAUGGAGUUUGAUCAUCUCUUUGAGCUCUGUGAGGAAUAACCUGAUUGUGUUAGAGCGAGCGUAGUGAUUUAAAGGAAAUGGAAGAGUUUAACGUAUCUGAUAUCAAUCAAUUGGAUACUGAUGUCCGUUUACCUCCUCGAAAGCGUCUCCUUGCCGGGUUGAAAAAGCAGUCUCUCGAAUGCACUUCUCCUCCGUCAUCUUUUUCGUCCAUUUCUAAUGAUUUCAGUACCCGUCUUCGUAAUCUCUUGAGUUCUGAUUCUAAGAAAUUAUGUCUUUCACCUGAGGAGAUCGUGGACGCCUCCAGAUCAGCAGCUCUAGCUGCAGCCAAGGUUGCAGCUGCAGCCAAAGCUGCAGCAGAAGAGAAGGCAGCUGUGGCUGCCAAGGCGGCUGCUGCCGCCAAGAGUGCCCUUGAGUUAGUUGCUUCUGUUUCUGAGAAGACAGCUUGCAAAGAGAAAUGCUUGAGAAGUAACAAGCCAAAGAAACAUGUCCCAGUUAACCUGUUGUAUAAGAACCACCAGCCGGUUGAGUAUUGUGAAACUGAUGAAGAAUUGGCUCGUCAAUUGCAUCGAGCUAUGAAUAGUUCCCCCAGAAUUUCGAAAAAUUCUCUAAGUUCUGACUGGAAAGCUCACAACCAUAACAACCACGGAAAACAGUCCAAUUUAGAAAAGACAAGGUUAUCCAAUGGAGGCAUGCAUCCGGAUAGAAACCCACCUACAUGUGACAGGAAUUCUGGAGAAAGUGAGGUGGACAAUGAAGGAUCUACCUUGGAGGUGGAUAAGCUAGAUGUUUAUACUUCUGAAUGCACUAAAGCCAUCUGUUCAGAGAUGGAUACAUUUCCAACUGAUGGGGAAGCACAAGCUAAUUAUGCAAAGGAGAAAAACUGGAGAACUUUAGAAGAUAAAAGUACCUGCCGUAGAAAGAGGGGAAGAAUUAAGCAAAAGAAGCUAUCUUUAAGCCUAUGCACCAUUAAAGAUCGUGAAAAUCUCAAAGAUAUAGAAUCUAAAGGUGUCCCAUUAGGAGGAGAGCCCGAGGAUAAAUGUGAUUUGAGGAAUGUUCCUUUAUUUGUUGUGGAACCUCACAUUCAAGAUGAGAAUUCAGUUGAAGCUAUAUCAGUAUGGAAGUGCAAUGAGUUCAAGGCACCGCAAUGUUUUGAAGAAAGUAAAAUCAUGCAGUCUUUAUGUUCAAGCCCUAGAGUUACUACAGGAUCUACCAUGGUAGAAUUUGAUAAGUGAGGAGUGCAGUCACUAAAAGAGGCCAUCCUAUGGACUGUGGCUGUCAAGGCAUGAGUGUUACUACCGAGUACUGGUUUCUUAUCCUUGCAUUGACAAGAAUGGUGUAUUUUUGGCCAGUUUUCACUGUUCUAUGAGAUUUUCUUAGUAAGUUAUUCAGCUAAGGAGGUUGUUAUACAAUCUCUUAGGUUGUUUCAUCCAGUGUCUGAAGAGUAGAGUGUAGUUUACCCCUGGGUCGUCCUUAUGCUAGAGUUUAGUCUGCUUCUUCGUUCUUUUGAUUUUUUUUUUCUUUUGAUAGUAAUGUAAGCAUUUUGUUAAAAGCAGAAGAGAACUUGCAAGGAUAUAAGAGUAUAGAGAGAAUGAUUUGAUGCAAAAUGAAAUAAGUGCCUCAAAUAGGGGACCAUGCAAAAUCAGCAAGAUUAUAGAUCUUAUAAUACUAGGUCUAAGAUGGAGCAAAUGUCAUUGCCAAGAGUAGCUUUCUGAUCAUCCUCAAAUUCACGAUGAACCAAAACCUAUCUAAGAGAAGGGACUGUUUGUUAGCAUAUAACACCUUUCAUCUCUCAUCUUCUUUUCAGAAUUCUUCUAUUCCUCUCUUCCAUUUUUUCCACAAAACAGCUUGGACUACCAUUAAACAAAGGCCAAGAGAAGAUUUUAAUGGGGGCAAUGAGGAUGGGAAAUGCCUCUAGAACUCUGCUAUUUGGUAGGAAAUAAGUCUUUCCUGUAUGAAUGCUAUUGUCCAAUAUUCAGCUCUUGAAUUAGUGUAACAUUUGUCAGGAUGUAUCGAACAAAGGAGCAACUUAUUUGGGGCUUGUGUCUGGUUGGCUUCAUCUUUCCUAAUGUCAGAAAUUGGUAUGUGCAAUAAAGUUGUCAAAGUUGCUGUCUCCCUUUUUUAGUAGGAAGCAAGUUUUUUCCAGUGGAAAUGCCACUCAGAAUUCUCCAUGUAGCAUUUGCCAAGAUGAAUAUAAAGAAUAAAACUACUUACUUGAGGCUAAUCAUUUCCAUAAUGGUGCUACUAUUAUUUAAUGUCAUCACUGGUGUUUAUCUUUCUCCCACCACUGUAUUAAUGUCAACUUAAAUAGCACAAGCCUUUUAUUUUGA
This is a messenger RNA of Nelumbo nucifera (sacred lotus), 2582 nucleotides long. The record is from RefSeq and is a predicted model, not a curated record. NCBI's taxonomy places the organism in Eukaryota, Viridiplantae, Streptophyta, Magnoliopsida, Proteales, Nelumbonaceae.